Messenger RNA from Mytilus trossulus (common blue mussel), 915 nucleotides. RefSeq names its product ras-related C3 botulinum toxin substrate 2-like. Gene Ontology annotation, biological process: small GTPase-mediated signal transduction. The transcript has 5 exons. NCBI's taxonomy places the organism in Eukaryota, Metazoa, Mollusca, Bivalvia, Mytilida, Mytilidae. The record is from RefSeq and is a predicted model, not a curated record. The coding region runs from base 151 to 732 and encodes 193 amino acids. Gene Ontology annotation, molecular function: GTPase activity; GTP binding.
UAAUACCUCGUGUGUACUGAAUCCAUGCAGGAAGAACAAAAAAAUGUGUUAUUAUCAAGUUAUAAAGUAAACAAAGAAAAUGUCAAUAAAUCUUAAGAAGUGGGUCGAAAUGAAGUAAUACAUUUGUAAAUCUAUAUUGGGAACUUGAAAAUGCAACAUAUCAAAUGUGUUGUAGUCGGUGACGGAAAUGUUGGGAAAACGUGCUUAUUGAUGUGUUUUUCUACAAAUACCUUUAAUGAAGAUUAUGUUCCAACUAUAUUUGAUAAUUACAAAACUAAUAUAAUAGUGAAUGACAUUUACGUAGAGUUAGGAUUAUGGGACACGGCAGGGCAAGAAGAUUAUGAUAGAUUCCGUCCAUUAUCAUAUCCACUUACGGAUGUGUUUCUUGUAUGUUUUUCACUUGUUCAUCGACCAAGUUUCGAAAAUGUAAAUCAAAGAUGGAUUCCUGAAGUCAGACACCACUGUACAAGAACACCUAUUGUUUUAGUAGGCACAAAAGUGGACAUGCGAGAAGACGAAUGUCCAAGAAAAUCAAAACAUAUUGACAAAAAUAGCAACCUGGUGUCAUUCAGUGAAGGACAAUCUUUGGCUAAUAAAGUACAAGCCGUAAAAUAUUUAGAAUGUUCUGCAAAGACUCAGGAAGGACUGCAAUUGGUGUUUGAGGAAGCUGUUAAGGCUGUGUUAUUUCCAUCCACGCAUAAACCAAAACACAGACCAUGCAUUUUAUUGUGAAAAUUGCUCAGAAUAAUAUUUAUACUAUAUUAGUUUUAAUUGAAUACACCGUUUGGAAAUCCCAAUGCAAUUUCAUUCCUCGACUUAAUAUGUAAAACUAUUCUUUCUACUGAUUAUUUUGCAGCUGUUUGUUUUCACUAUCCGUAACUAUCAAUAAUCAAAGAUAAAUUUAUAUCGAGAUAA